AGGGACACAGGACAGACGCUCUCGGACAUCGGGCGAGAGCGGGCGGCCGGCCGCGCACCUGCCUCGCACCGCUUCGCACGCGCUACGUGCUUGAUCGCGAGACGCUACUUCGAUAUAUCGUAAACACGAGACAACAGUUAAAAUUUCCAAAUUAUUUUGUUUCUAAAUUAAUUUUGCCGUUACUUUAUUCGAAAAAUAAAGGAGUAUUUAUUGGAACAAUUUAAUUUAAAUUUAGUUAAACGGACAGUGACUGAAAUUUGUUUGUUCGGACUGAAAAGUGACGAAGUUUAAACAGAUGCUAUUUAAUGGAGUGUGACCAAAUGAAUCGUUUACCGAAUCGCAGGAUCGCCACUAGGUGCGGAUAGAUUAGAUAGGGCACUGAGACGUUCAUUCAAGUGUUGAUAAGACCCUCUUUAUGACCAGUCGAUUUUGGCGAACAAACAUUCGGUUGACGUGUGAACUGAAUCACCACAACAUGAAAAGGAAAAAGUAAGAUAAGAUAUAGUUAAAUUUUGAUUCGUUAACGAUGAAGAAAUUAAGAAGAUGACUAAAAUUUUUAUUGAUGUUUACCGUCGGACAUUCAAGGGGGAAUUUGUGAUAGCAAGACCUCCUUAUCAAUAACGUUUUAGAAAUAGGACGAUAAGCCGCUGGACCGACGGCGGCACGUGUGAAGUGAGCUAAAGAACUGUCGUAAGAUAGCAAAGAUAUUAAGAUAAACAUUUCUGAGGACAAAAAAAGUUGUUGAAGAUCUAAAAAUAGGUGACCAAAUCAAGAUGAGAAUCAAGAUGCCAGCUGUACGCAUCGCGCAAGCGGAUGCGGACAGCGCGGCUGAAGGUGGUGGGUCCCCAACACCCGGGGUCCCAGCCGACACGCUCACCUGCGGCGCUUGUCGGAGAGCCUUCGCUCUUGCCGAUAUCGUCCGCUUCAUCCAACAUAAGAUCUCCUCCUGUGAUAAGGAUCUGACGUCCUACCACUGUUAUAGUACCGGACCAAACUCCGACCAAGAAGAUGGCUCAAGGCCUGGCCAGGUCUCAAGUGGGAGCACCAGCGUGCGAAGACCUUCACUGCUCACAGCAAGGAGGCCUCCUAGCAGUAGAGUGCACACCCCUCCUCUUGCCAGUCCCUCCAUAGCACAUCCUGACCUUCUAGAAGAUGGGGGCGCUUCGAGCACGCCUAAGCGACUACUGGACGAAGCUGACGCCGGAGUCUCGACACCUAAAAGGCGAGCGUCCACAUCGCCCAUGCCAUCAAGUUCCCCUGAUGAAGAUAUUAAGCCGAAGAUCAAACAAGAACACAUGGAUACCUCCAGCUCCCCUGAAGAUACAAAGAAAUCAAGAACAGAAGUGGCUGAUGCUGAGUCCAACACAAUGCAUAGUGAACCCAGCAACUACGUGUGCUCGACGUGCAAGGCGCGCGUACACUCCGCGUGGAGGCUCCUGCAGCACGUGCAACAUGUGCACGGCGUCAAGAUUUACGUUGAAGCAAUGCCUCAACAGCAGCCUAACAAGCAAAACCACUCAUCGUCAAGCACAUCUUCAUCAAGCUCGGGUUGCUCAUCCACUGGCGCACCGCUGCCACCACCCAGCUUACGUCACCACCCAUUACUUCCUCCUCCAGACAUGCACUCACCGUUUGGAGUAGGUGGUCUACUCAGGAUGCCAUUACCAGGCAGCCUACCGCCAUUGGCACACCCAUCAGUUCCUCCAACGCCAUUGUUUGCGCGGCCUAAUCACCAUGACCAUCGGUUUAGAAUGGAGCAGCUCGUGUCAGAGCAGUUCCGACACCAUGGUUUAAACUUAGCAGCCGCGGCUGCUGCUGUAGCGGCUAACUCGUUACCGCCACACCAAGCAUUCCCUUCUCCUGCGGACCGACCUCCAGUUGUGCCCACCUCGGUAUCGGGCCGAGAUAGAGCUCCACCAGUAUCUCAACCUCUCUCACUUGAACCCCAGCUGGAUUUUUACUCGCAGCGCUUGCGGCAACUGGCCGGUACGACCAGUCCAGGGGCGGCCACAGGCAAUUCCAGCUCUCCUAGCCCCAGGAAGCAUUCACCUCCGUUCGCUUCCCCGUCGCCCUCCCGAGUCGGUCAGACUCCUCCGGCGGGCGCCGGACCCGGAACGGUGGAUACGCCCCGCGAAGCUACGAGGCCGCACAGUUCAACAUCACCCGAACGACGCAUUGAACCGCUAGCAGCUGACGCGCCGCCCACUGACCGGCCGUCUUCUACGCCGCCCGCCAAACGCAACACUGAUGAAGGGAUCCAUUCCUGUGAAUUUUGCGGUAAGAAAUUCCGAUUUGAAAACAACUUGAUAGUUCAUCGGCGAUCUCAUACUGGCGAAAAGCCGUUCAAGUGUACCGAAUGUGAUGAGGCAUUUGAAAAGGCGUCUAAAUUAAAACGACACAUGAAAAUUCAUCGAACAUCAGACACCAAUGUUGAGGAUGGGGAAUCUGGAGGUGAUACAGGAGAGGACGACUCUGAUGAUGAUUUGGAGGACGAGGAAUUGGAAGGUGAAGAGGAAGACGAAAAUGACGAGGGAGAUGAUGUUGAGGAAGCAGAAGAUUUAACCGUCUCAAAUAGUAGCGCGCCAUCGGCGCCAACUAGGAAACAAACACCAGUUUUACCUAACAAUCCGCCUACUGCAUCCGUUGUUGGCGAGUUGAUGGACAAAUUCGGUCUGUCUAAUAUUGCACAAUACAGCGAAGCUUUUAAACAGGCUUUACAAGAAUCAGGAAAUUCCCUAAAAUGGCAACUAGCUAAGGAUAGAGAUAAUAACAACGGCCCACCCAGUGAUAAGCCGAACGGCAUGCCACCAACGGCUGCUUUACGAUUAAAAGAGGAGUUUGCCAAAAUGCCGCCUCAACCUCAUCCACUGUUCAACCCUUUUGAGAACCCAUUCGAAACUUCCAAACGUAUAAAAUUGGACAUGGACCGAGGAGAAGGUUGGUGGCUACCAACACUGCACGCUCAACGUCCGCCGGAGAACAUCUUCGACGGAUUAAAGAAUAGCGGCAAUGGCCUACUACAGAACCCCUUGCUCAAAUCAAAAGAUGGAAGACGAAAUGACACCUGCGAAUUCUGCGGGAAAGUCUUCAAAAACUGCUCAAACUUAACGGUUCAUCGGCGAUCGCACACCGGAGAAAAGCCAUACAAAUGUGAGCUGUGCUCAUACGCCUGCGCUCAGAGCUCCAAGCUAACAAGGCAUAUGAAGACGCACGGGAGACUGGGCAAGGACGUCUACCGCUGCAGGUUCUGCGAGAUGCCCUUCUCCGUGCCGUCGACGCUUGAGAAGCAUAUGCGGAAGUGUGUGGUUAAUCAAAGUAAUGGUGCUCCCCUAGCUCUAUCCGAUGACUCUAACGCGUGCCGCGACGAGGCGUCGUGACUCUACCCGUGGGCCGGGCUCCGCCUGCCGCCGCCCGCGCCGCCCAGCCAAAUCUUCUAAGACCUGCUCCGGUCACGUGUUUCGUCGCGUCUCUUAUCUCGGUACACGCGCAGAACGAAGUAUCGCGUCGACCGGGUCUAGGCCGAGUUUUGUUCAAUUUCUAGUCUUAAGAAUUGAAUAUUGGCGGUAUUAUUGUUUAUACGCACGCAAUAUGAGCCCAAAAGUUUGCACCGAAGGGCAUUAAUUUAGUUUAUGUAAUUAUAAGUGACAUAUCUUCUUCGUACUGACAGUGUUAAUUACCGUUGCAUUGUUGAUGUUAGUUUUCUAUCAUUUUUGUUUGGAGGCUGUAAGUACGUCUUUGAUUCUUAUGUUACUCCCUUUCGAUCUUGUUUUGACAUGUUUUUUAUUUAUAGAAAAAAUGUGGAAACCAAUGCCAAAGUUAGCUAUGUUGAUUUAAAUAUACUUAAUAUUUAGUUUUAAGCUGUAUAGUGUCAAUUAAAUUAGAAUUCUUUCCAGUAUUUUCUAGGAUCUUCAUAGUUUGGUGUAGUAUGUGUUUCACGAGUAAGUUGUUUCGUAAUUUUAGUAUAUUGUGUACAAUAAUAAGCGAAAUGUUUCCUAUCCUAGUUAAACAAACUUGUGUACAUAUUUGAUGUAAGUUUAUUUGUGUAAAUCGAGUACCUACCUAUUGAUGUUCAUAUUUAUAGUCGGAUAAUAUUUCAAGGAUUAUAACAAAAUUUGGUGAGAAAACGGUGAGUUUCCUGUAAUCGAUAAUUUAUUUAAGCAUUGUAGAAAGCGAAAUUGGAAUCGAUUUAUGGUAGGUGUUAUUCGUAUCGCGGUACUUGUAUGUUUAAUUAGCGAUUAAAUUAUUAAAUUAAAUUAACACUUUGGAGACCGAUAUUCGUUCAUGUGCUAUUAUUUCUUGUGGAAACUAGUUAUUUUAUUAAGACUGAAAACAAUAUUCCAGUUUGUUUAUUUUUAAUGAUUUCUUCGUGAAUUUCAUUCGUACCUAAAUUAGUCCAAGCGUGAAAUCUUUCAGUAUACGUACUUAAUGUAAAUUAUAAUAGAAUUUAUAUUAGAUAAUUGUAAGUAAAUUAUAAUAGGCACAUUUUGUCGUCCAUAACUGUCUCCUCUCUGCUUAGGGCUCUUCCAGACGACGUUUAUCCGAUGGAACUUUCAAGAAAGUCUUAACGUCGUGUGGACUGGUCCUAACAAUCUAACAUGUCCUUAUUGACACAAAAAUAUUUUUGCUAACAAUCGUUUGUACAGAUUAAUAAAAUGAUCGACGCGAAAAUAUUUUUGUGUGAAUCUAGUAAUGUCUAAUCAUUUAAAUGUUUCGCUCAUCAAAUUGUACAGUCGAACCAAUAAAUGUUAUAAUAUUUAAUUUCUUUGUAUGGUUGGUAACUUUAGCUAUAUUAGAGAUAUAAAACUAUAAGAAAACCUUGCGAAAUUGUCAUUGAAUGUACCUAUAACAGUAUAAUUGUUGAUAUAAAAGACAGGACGACUAAUGGAGACAAAAUAGAGAAAAAAAUUAAGACAAAUUUUAUUGUGUAACUACGUGAAAGAUGAACUGUUUUUAUUAUUUUUCAUUUUUAUUAUUUUUAUUUCAAUAAAUAUCCACGAUUUGUUAAUCAA
This is a messenger RNA of Trichoplusia ni (cabbage looper), 5009 nucleotides long. RefSeq names its product B-cell lymphoma/leukemia 11A (gene Cph). Gene Ontology annotation, biological process: regulation of transcription by RNA polymerase II. The record is from RefSeq and is a predicted model, not a curated record. The transcript is spliced from 5 exons. Gene Ontology annotation, molecular function: DNA-binding transcription factor activity; RNA polymerase II cis-regulatory region sequence-specific DNA binding. Lineage: Eukaryota; Metazoa; Arthropoda; Insecta; Lepidoptera; Noctuidae. The coding region runs from base 774 to 3377 and encodes 867 amino acids. Gene Ontology annotation, cellular component: nucleus.